CCCAAAUUAACGGAAGGAAAAGUGGAAAACCCUUCAUCCUUUGUGACUGGUGUCUUUGUGACUGGUGUGGAAUGUGACAAAAGAGGAUCAUUGUGGAAUGUGACAAAAGAGGUGAUCCUUAGUAGAACUGGGGAAAGUCUAUUAAUUGUUCCUUAUAGAACUAACAUGAGAGGAUCAUUGUGGAAUGUGACAAAAGAGGUGAUCCUUAGUAGAUAAACUAAUCAUAACCAUCAUCCUUUGUGACUGGUGUCUUCUCACUGUGCCGGCCUCUUCCCGUCUAUUGUGGAUUCUGGUGACCUUCGAGUGCAUGCGAACUAAAGAACUUCCUACGGCGCGAUCUGCAGUCUCCCAUAGAGUAAAGUAGCUCCAUCCCUGUUCCUCUGCCGAAAACAAAAAGGACCAGAAAUCAGCAGCAAAAUUAAACCCCCAAUAAUAGGGAUCUUGGUGUUGGGGGAAUGAACGGCGACUCGUAAAAAUUCAAUCAUCCAUCAUAAUUGUUUUAUUUUCUAAGCCAGGUAUUUAUAAGAACUACAAACUAAUCCGAAAGUUCGAAGGAAAACGGAGCACCAAAAGAUUGAGUGAGCUACCUUUUCGGGCUCAUGUUGAAACCUUGUGAUUUUCGAUGGAGAGAGAGGCACACGAACACAAUUGAUUCCUUCGCCUCUGUUCUACCGAAAAUGUAGGACAAUAAGAGGAAACAGUAACAGAUUUGAUCGAGGUUGACCUUGGAGAUGGGGUUGACGACGGACAAGUCGCCGAAGUUAUUUUGGAAAGACCGUCGGAGGAGAUCGAGAGAGAGGGUGCUUUGGUUCGAUAGGUCAUCAACCCCCUGUUACUCUGCUUCUGAUUAUUUUUUUAGAAAGUUUCUGAACGUUGAUUUAAUUUGAUUUCAUUAAUAAAAGGACAAACUGGGAAAAAAAAUGAUACAGCUGAACGUUGGACGAAGGAGAAGGAUUUUCCUUCCGUUAAUUUGGGUUAGUACUCAUGGGCCAUUGGUUUUGGAUUGGAUUUAAUUAAUCCAGUAAGCGCCACGUCAUACACACAUGGACCAAUCAGAAAGCGCGUUACUAAUGCCGCACUUUUUAUAGCGGCACCGUAGUAUUGGCCCUCUCUAUAGUAUUGUUUGUUCAAUUCAUUUCGUUCUGAAGCUUUCGUUUUCAAUCUCACAAACAGAUUAGGGUUCUUCGUCUAUCGCACAAAAAUAAGGAGAAGUCUCGCGCUCGACUACGCCAACACGUUGCUCUCGCCAAGAUCAACUCCUCCUCCAUGUGAUCCUUGCCUCUAUAUCUCCUUUUGUCUCUCCUAUGUUUCUGAUGUUGAGACUUCUCGCAAGCGUGGACUAUUAUUGAACGGAUGUUUGCAAGUCGAUCCUGAUCCCGUGUUAUCCACAUGAAGGAAAAGGUUAACCGUGAGAAUCAAGGCACUCGGUCAGUUUUUGUGUACCUUCAGGCUAUGCGCACAAUGGCUACUGAGUUGGCUGUUGUUCAAUCUCCCGUCAAAUAUACAGAUCUGAUUCUUCAUAUGCUUUGUGGUUUGCGCGAUGAAUAUGGACAAAUCUCCUCUGCUAUCCGUGCUCGUGACACCACCAUUUUCCUAGAAGACCUCCAUGAUUGGCUAGUUGAUUUUGGGGCCGAUUUGCCUGGUGUUCAUCGCAAUGUUGUAUCGGCUCCUACAAUGCCUUCUUACUGGACGUGACCGAGGUGGUUCCCUUAUCCAGGCUUCCCACAGUUGUGGGCGCUGCGGAAUACGAAUUCCACCCUUACGUGCAACAUUCAUUCCCUCCAGUAGCGUUUGAUUCCUCCAACAUUCCUGUUGGUCAUGCCCCGCUGCCUGCUCCUUCUGGUCCAUCCAUUCUUGGAUCUCCCCGUCCUAUUUGUCAGUUUUAUGACAAGCCGGGUCAUUCCGCCAAAUAAUGCUAUCGCAUCUGCGGCCGUCCCAAAGCCUACCACACCUAUGCUUAUUCUUCCUCCUCGACAACGGGUUGGCUAAUGGAUUCUUCGACAACGAAUCACAUCACUCCGAAUCUUGGCGCUCUCUAUAUUCCAACUACAAUGGACAUAUGAGGUUCUCACUAGUGAUGGGUCAGGUUUGAAAAUCACACACAUUAGCACCUCUCAUCUUUCCUUUUGUGAUUCCUCCAUGUCGCUCACUGAUGCUCUGUGUGUUCCGACUUCCAAACAACACAUUUUGUCUGUGGCUAAGUUGUGCAAAAUUAACCCCAUCUCAUUAGAAUUCUUUGCCAAUUUUGUUGUUGUGAAGGAUCUUACCACGGGGGCGCACCUGUUAAGAGGCUAGAUUAAGGGUGAUGUUUAUGAGUUGUCACACAAUGUGAAGGCUCUCCGACUUGCUUUGGCUACCACUCGCACCUCCUCUACCGUUUGGCAUCAUCGUCUUCGUCACCCCAGCUCCAAACUUCUCACUUGUGUCCUUCGCUGUCAAGAUCUCCACAUUUCGUCUAUGUCUGGUACCUUUUCUUGCGAUUUUUGCCUACUUCAUAAAACACAUAAACUUCCCUUCUCCGUCUCUACUUUAUCCAGCUUUCGUCCUUUUGAUUUAUUGUAAUCCGAUGUUAGGGGACCCUCUCUUGUUGGUUCUUAUGACAAUUUCUCUUAUUAUCUUGUGAUUGUGGAUCAUUACACUUGUUAGACCUGACUCUAUCCUCUUACACAAAAAGAUGAUGCCAGCUCCAUUUUCUUCACCUUUUUACGCUUGAUCGAAAACUUCUUCCACACUAAGGUCUGACGCAUGUUCAGUGAUGUCGGAGGGAAAUUUAAAAAACUUCUCCAUCUUUUUCAAACUCACGAUAUUACUCACCUUCUCACUUCACCUCACACACCCCAACACAACGGCUUAGCCGAAUGAAAGCACAAUCAUAUCGUCAAAACCAAGUUAUCACUUUUAAAUUCUACCUCUUUACCGGCUACUUUCUAGUUUUCUGCCUUCCAGACCGUAGUCUAUUAAAUCAACCGUCUCCCCUCCACCUCCCUUUCCGAUCACGCUCCAUACUUCUCCUUGUUCGAUGAACAUCAUAAUUACCUCAAACUUCAUGCCUUCGGUUACCUAUGCUACCCUUGGAUACGUAUUUAUAGCCCUCACAAACUCGCCCCCACCACUGCCAAUGCAUAUUCCUCGGCUACUCUAUCAUUCAAAGUGCUUACUCUUUCUAUGACCCCCUAGAUCAAUGUGUAUUUACUUCUCACCAUGUUCAAUUCGUCGAGGAUAUUUUCCCCAGCGUUCCCUCUCAUGUCUUGUCAUCACCAAAUCCCUCCGAAUGACUUUCGUCCACCGCUCUUGUUACCUAAGAAAUACACAUUAGCACUUCCCCCUCCCCACCUUCCCCCCCCCCCCCUCCACACACACAUAAUCACACCACCACCCAUUCAUCUUCCCCCACACUAGCUCCUCACCCCACUUUAGAAACUCACACCCCAUCACCUGCUGCAUCAAGCUCACCCUCUUUUGGCCCCUUCAUGGUACCCGCCCCGUGAUACCCCCUUUCCCGCAACUUCCGAAGGCACCUUCUCGCCCCUUUCGACUGGUAACUCCCAAGCCAGCACGACAUCUUCAUCACAAACGCCUCUUCCACACUCAGCUAGUAACUUUACUCCUUCCCUUGUAUCUCGAGACUUCCAAAUCUAAUCUUCGAUUGCCUGCUGCUAUGCGUAAUGAAUUGGUUGCCCUCGC
This is a messenger RNA of Linum trigynum, 3684 nucleotides long. Lineage: Eukaryota; Viridiplantae; Streptophyta; Magnoliopsida; Malpighiales; Linaceae. The record is from the annotation of a GenBank genome assembly.